Messenger RNA from Fusarium falciforme, 1341 nucleotides. Its product is annotated as FAD-binding-3 domain-containing protein. The transcript is spliced from 2 exons. The coding region runs from base 1 to 1341 and encodes 446 amino acids. Gene Ontology annotation, molecular function: FAD binding; monooxygenase activity. The record is from RefSeq and is a predicted model, not a curated record. Lineage: Eukaryota; Fungi; Ascomycota; Sordariomycetes; Hypocreales; Nectriaceae.
AUGCCCACAGCUGCGUCCAACUCCCCUAGUCUCGAGAGCGAUCCGUCGCAGGAGAUUUCGCUCCGUAUCGCGGUGAUCGGCGCAGGCCUGGUCGGCGCAUUCACUACGGCCGCGCUCUCGAGGCUGCCAGGCGUGAAGGUGGUCUCCUUUGAAAAAGCGUCAAAGCCCCACGCAGCCGGUGCUUGGAUUAGUCUGUCGGUGACUGGCCUCAAGGUAUUGACGAAGCUGAUCCCUGCAUCCGAAGUCAGCACCAUCGCGUACCGGCCCCCAGACCGAGGCGUCUACGUGACGAGGCACUGGAAGACGGGCGAGGCCAUCAUCAGGCGGUACUCCUCGGAGGACCUGAAGGAUGAGCACAUCCAAGCCAGGACGCAUCGGGAGCCUCUUCUCAAGUUGAUCCUGAAGCAUGUCCCCGAUGGCAUCAUCCACUACGGCCGCAAGGUGACUGGUGUGCAUGUCGAGUCAGCCAGGGCCGCCCUUACAUUUGAGGAGGACCAGGCAACACGUGAACGAAGCCAGCCCUCGGAGACUUUCGACCUUGUGGUGGCCGCGGAUGGAAUUUACUCGGGGAUACGAAGACAAUUCUUCCCGGACCACCAAGUCGGGUACAAAGGUGCAGUGGCAUAUCGCGCCAUCUUCCCCACAUCAAGGCUUGCCGCGAUCAGGACCCGCCUGCACGACGACUCAUCGCUGUGGACCAAUAACAGGGGCCAGAUGGUGUUCCUCUCCGAGUUGGGAUUGGGCAUGUAUGGUGUGGUUAUCAUCCAGGCUGAGGAAUCGAAGCGCGCGGCUGGCUUGAUGUGGGAACGCUCCAUCGGGAGGGAGGGCUUGGACGAGCUUCGGCAGGGCUACGCGGCAUGGGACCCUAUCGUCGUCGAGGUUCUGGCCGUGCUCGAGGACAUCCAGGCAUACCCGCUCGACUCGGGCCCCUGGCUGGAACAUCUCAGCAGGGAGGGCUGUGUGGCCUUCGCAGGGGACGCAGCGCAUCCGACCGCCGGCGCGUACGGCGCAGGCGCAGCAAUGGGCUUUGGCGACGGCUGGGCCCUCGCACGCGCGCUCGAGGCGUCCCGGCUAGCCCCCCGGGGCUCAUACCAGUACAAUGUCCACAAGGCUCUCAACCUCUACGAGAAGAUCCGGCGGCCGUUCCUCGCCCGUGUCGAGCAACAGAUGGGGCUGGACGCCAGGAACGCCCGGUACGUGGGCGAGGCCGACGGGGAGGAAUGGGCCCGCAGGUACCUGGAAAGAAAUCUGCUCAACCUGUGGUUAAGCGAACACGACGUCGAGCUGGAGGCGCAAAAAGUUAUCAUGGAGCUAGCAUUCGAGCCCAACGGGCACCAGUAG